Messenger RNA from Sceloporus undulatus (fence lizard), 3522 nucleotides. It is a transcript of the gene CP, whose product is annotated as ceruloplasmin. The transcript is spliced from 19 exons. Gene Ontology annotation, biological process: iron ion transport. Gene Ontology annotation, cellular component: plasma membrane. Bases 80 to 3277 code for a protein of 1065 amino acids. NCBI's taxonomy places the organism in Eukaryota, Metazoa, Chordata, Lepidosauria, Squamata, Phrynosomatidae. Gene Ontology annotation, molecular function: copper ion binding; oxidoreductase activity. The record is from RefSeq and is a predicted model, not a curated record.
GAAAGCACAAAGGGAAACCUAGAUCUUAUAAAAUGGACAUUUUCUUGUAUUAGAUCAUAGCAACAGUAAGAGACAGAAAAUGAAGCUGGCUGUACUGAGCUAUUUACUGGCUUGUUUCUUCACACAAGCCUGGGCAGUAAACAGAGAAUACUACAUUGGAAUUCUAGAAACCAAUUGGAAUUACGCACCAGGAACAAAGGACAACAUUUCUGGAAAGUUAUUUUUGGAAGAAGAGCAUGCUAGUGUCUUUGUACAGCAAGGCCCGGACCGGAUAGGGAGCACAUAUAAAAAAGCUGUAUAUGUACAAUUCACAGAUGACUCCUAUAAAACGACUGUUGAAAAACCUCCCUGGUUGGGUUUUCUAGGCCCUGUUCUCAAAGCAGAAGUUGGAGACAGCUUUACUGUUCACUUGAAAAAUUUUGCUACAAGGGCCUACACUCUUCAUCCCCAUGGGGUCAAAUACACAAAGGAAAAUGAAGGUGCUCUUUAUCCUGACAUGACCACAGGAUUGCAAAAGAAAGAUGAUAUUGUGCAACCAGGAGAACAGUAUGUUUAUACCUGGGAGGUAACCGAAGAUCAUGGCCCAGCAGAGGGUGAUAAUAAUUGUGUCACCAGGAUUUAUCACUCCCAUAUUGAUGCCCCAAAGGAUAUUGCUUCUGGGCUUAUUGGACCUUUGAUCAUUUGCAGGAAAGGUACACUGCAGAAUGGAAAAGAUAAAGAUGUUGACCGAGAAUUUAUUUUGAUGUUCGCUGUGAUGGAUGAAAACUUCAGCUGGUACUUGGAUGAGAAUAUCAGGAAAUACUGCUCUGAACCUGAUAAAGUUGACAAAGAGAAUGAGGACUUCCAAGAAAGCAAUAAAAUGCACUCAAUCAAUGGAUAUAUGUAUGGAUAUCUUCCCAGUCUCACGAUGUGUACACAGGAUAAGGUGAAGUGGUACCUUUUUGGUGUUGGUAAUGAAGCUGAUAUUCAUUCUGCGUAUUUUCAUGGACAAAUCUUGAUAGAAAGGAAACAUCGAGUUGACACCAUCAGCCUCUUUCCAGCUACUUUUGCAGAUGCUCUCAUGGUGCCAGAGAAUGAUGGGGAAUGGCUGCUGAGCUGUCAAGUCAAUGAUCAUAUAGAAGGUGGCAUGCAGGCUAUUUUUGAGGUGAAAAACUGCAAGCAUCACACUCCUGCCCCCAAGAGCACUAAAGUAAGACACUAUUACAUUGCAGCAGAGGAAGUUACAUGGAACUAUGCCCCAUCUGGAUUAAAUAACUUUACAGGGGAAGAAGUAAUUCAUGAUGAGGAUGCCAAGACCUUUUUUGAACAAGGUGACAAAAGAAUUGGUGGAAUUUAUAAGAAAGCUCUCUUUUCUGAGUAUGUUGACGAUGCGUUCACAACACGCCAGAGGAGGCUGCUUAGCGAGGAACAUCUUGGACUUUUAGGACCCAUAAUUAGAGCAGAGGUUGGUGAGACUAUCCAGGUGACCUUCCGAAACAAGGCCAGUAUUCCUUUCAGUAUUCAGCCACAUGGUUUGAGCUUCAGCAAGGACAAUGAGGGUUCUUUCUUCAGUACCAAUUCUGGAGGCAGUGCAAGACCAUCCUCUCAUGUAAAUCCUGGAAACACAUUCAUUUAUGAGUGGGAGGUGCCAGAGGCUGUAGGUCCUACUCCAGAAGAUCCAGAUUGUCUAACUCGGAUGUAUUAUUCAGCAUCAGAUCCCAUCAAGGACACCAGUGCUGGUUUGGUGGGCCCACUUUUGGUAUGCAGGAAAGGGGCUUUGCUUCCCUCAGGGAGACAGAAGAAUGUAGACAAGGAAUACUUCCUCCUUGCAACUGUAUUUGAUGAGAAUCUGAGCUGGUAUUUGAAUGAAAAUAUUAAGCUCUUCACAAAAAAACCUAAUGAGGUUGACACGGAGGAUGAAAAUUUCCAGGAAUCCAAUAUGAUGCAUUCCAUUAAUGGAUACAUGUAUGGAAACUUGAAAGGCCUUGAGAUGUGUAGUGGAGAAACUGUUUCUUGGCAUUUGAUUGGCUUGGGCUCAGAGGUCGACAUCCAUGGCAUACAUUUUUCAGGAAAUACUUUUAUAACUCAAGGGACAAGGAAGGAUACAACCAAUCUAUUUCCUCACACCUCUGUCACAGCUGUUAUGAAGCCUGACUCAGAAGGGAUCUUUGAGGUGUCGUGCCUGACAACAGAUCAUUAUACAGCGGGUAUGAGGCAGAAAUAUGAAGUAAGCAGGUGUGAUUCAUCACCAGAGGAAAAUGUGGGGUAUCUCCAUGAAAAAACCUACUAUAUUGCAGCUAUAGAGAUUGAAUGGGACUAUUCCCCCAACAGAACAUGGGAGCAUGAGAAGCAUGAAUUCCAUGGUGAAAGUCCAGGAAAUACAUUCUUAAACAAAGAAGAUAAGUUUAUUGGCUCGAAAUACAAAAAAGCCGUUUAUCGUGAAUAUACUGAUAAAACAUUUAGCAAGCCCAAAGAAAGGAAAGAAAAGGAAGAACAUUUGGGGAUUUUAGGUCCCCUCCUUGUUGCAGAUGUUAGGGAUAAAAUUAAAAUUGUUUUUAAAAACAUGGCUUCUAGACCUUAUUCUAUACAUGCACAAGGAGUGAAAACGGAUUCUCCAACUGUAGUGGAAACCAGUCCAGGAACAAUAACAGAGUAUGUUUGGAAAAUACCAAAAAGAUCUGGUCCAGAGAAAGGGGAGUCGGACUGUAUCCCUUGGGCAUAUUACUCAACAGUGGACCAAGUUAAAGACACAUACAGUGGAUUAAUAGGGACACUCUUAGUUUGUAGCAGAAAACAUUUGUUUAUGCAACCAUCUCCAAAAAGGGUGGAGUUUGCUCUUCUUUUUAUGGUGUCUGAUGAAAAUGAGUCUUGGUACCUGGAUGAGAAUAUCAAGACCUAUUCUCCUAAUCCAGAAGCCGUGAACAAAGAAGAUGAAGAAUUUAUUGAAAGCAAUAAAAUGCAUGCCAUUAAUGGAAGAGUGUUUGGGAACUUGCAUGGUCUUACGAUGCACGUCGGAGAUAAUGUUGUUUGGUACUUGCUGGGAAUGGGGAAUGAGGUUGAUAUGCACACAGCCCAUUUCCAUGGCCACAGCUUCAAUUAUAAGCAAACCAGAACCUUCCGGAAUGAUGUUUUUGAUCUCUUUCCUGGGACUUUCCAAACUGUUGAAAUGUUUCCAAACAAUCCUGGGACUUGGUUACUCCAUUGUCAUGUGACUGACCAUAUUCAUGCUGGCAUGGAAACUACCUACACAGUGCUCCCCAGAGAAGACUCUGACAUAGAACAAGUGAAGAGCAAGUGAAGGUGUCCAUUGUGAGCACUCUCAUGACUGAAAAACAUCAGGUGAACAAACCUGUUCUAUUAAACAAGCUUCUCAAUACUUAAUCCCAAAUGGAUUUUUAUUCUGCAGCAAGCAUGAUGACCACAACAAAACCUUCUGGAUUUCCCAGCAAGUUUUACUCUCUCUUUUUUAGUAACUCUGCAAUACUUAUCUUAAAUAAAUAUUUUAAAUGUCUUCUCUAAAAAAUAAACUAGAUUUUAAGAUUC